Molecule: messenger RNA, 2252 nt
Organism: Podospora bellae-mahoneyi
Lineage: Eukaryota; Fungi; Ascomycota; Sordariomycetes; Sordariales; Podosporaceae
Exons: 3
Coding region: 269-1813 (514 amino acids)
Biological process (GO): protein import into mitochondrial matrix
Cellular component (GO): TIM23 mitochondrial import inner membrane translocase complex
Source: RefSeq, a predicted model, not a curated record
CCGGUGGUGUAAUGAUGUUGAAAGAAGCACGAUCCAAGUCACGUGAGUGUUCCUUCUGGAAAAACUGACCCUGAGGCCUACAACAGACCAACAUGGUGCCUGCCUAUUGCUUUGAUGAAGGCUACUAAAAAAAAAAAGGGACGAUGGAGGCUUAUCGACGAUAAGCAGGAAAGAUAGCCCCAAGGACUGAUCAUCUGGUCUGCAACCGAUAUUGUUCAAUCAGGUCGCUCCUGCCUAAGAACUGUGAAUCAGGUUUUUCUUUUCUAGAAUGAUAAGACGGCAAACAAACCCUCUGCUUGCCAACCUUCUCGACCGAGUAUCUCAACCACAGCAACUCUUUUCGCCAAUCCGAGUUUUUGAUAACAGUAACAGACUGCUAUCAUUGCAUUCUUCUCAAGAACUCCGACUUAACUCAAAGCCAUAUUUCAUUGGCAAUUUCCAUCAGAGUCGAGGUUUGAGCAAAUCGGCUCGAGAAAGGCCCGAUCGCAAAUCGACUUCUCAGAAAGGUUCACUAUCUGGCAAAGGGGAAUCGCUGUUGUCUUCAUCACCCACAUCACAACUAUCAACAAGACCACUGUCUUUGUUGUCAUCACAGAAUUGGUACACCGAACCACCAGCUCCGGCUACAGAGAGCAAUCACCCAACUGUUGAGACCUCCAAAUCUGGAUCAGCUACUAUGGAUCCAAAUCCAGGCUAUCAAGGGUUCAGCGAAGGUUGGUCCAAUGGCCUGAACCCAUCUGCACCUUCUUUCGACCUCAACUCUGCCGAAGGUCAGGCUUAUCAACAGCCACCAGCCCAGUCUGAUUCCGUUCCCAGAUAUCGCCACCCCAACGCUCAGCCCAGUCCUGAUUCUAGCCCCAUAAAUAGCCAGCGCUCUCACAACAAAAAGAAGAACAAGCGUAACCGCAAAGGCCAAAGCGAAGGUGGCGGCACCGGAGGCGAGUACCUCAUCCCCCGUCAAAGACGAAAAGCUGCCCGAGGAGCAGACCCAAACCAGCCCCCAGUCGGCGGUGGUGGUGGUCCCAAUCAACUCCCAAACAGCAACCUUCCCCCCAAACCCCCUCCCGGCCUCUCCCGAGACAUGGACAGAGCUCCCCUACCGGCGCAAUCAACCCUUCCCGACCUCCUACCUUUUGCCCCAUCCGCAGAGUCAGGCGGCGUUCCCGUUCCUACGGAAGCCUACCUCGCCCGCGCCAACAUACCCCCUGCCCCUUCCCCCUCUCCGCACUCAUUACUCCUCGUCAUCGACCUCAACGGCACCCUCCUUCAUCGGCCCCACUCUAGGAGAUCAGACCACUACAUUCGCCGUCCUCAUGCGGAGAAAUUCGUGACGUACUGUAUCGACACAUUUUCCGUCGUCAUCUGGUCUUCUGCCCGACCAGAAAACGUGGAAAAGAUGUGCAGGGAUUUACUGACGGACGACCAAAAGCAGAGGGUUCUGGCCAUGUGGGGAAGGGAUAAAUUCGGGUUGACGGCUAAGGACUACAACAGAAAGGUACAGGUGUAUAAACGGCUGGAGACGGUGUGGGGGGAUCAGCAUAUCAACCCCUCUGGAAUGUGGCACCAGGGGAACACGGUGCUGAUUGAUGAUUCGAAGGAAAAGGCGAGGAGCGAGCCGCACAAUGCGGUGACGUUGCCGGAGUUUACGGGGAAUAAGGAGGGGAGAUGGGAGGGGCAGGUGUUGCCGGCUGUGCAUAAUUACUUGAACGAGUUGGCCAAGACGGAGGAUGUGAGCAGGCUUAUGAGGGUUCAUCCGUUUAAGAUGCCUAUGAAUAGGGAGGAGAAGCCUAUGAAUGGGGAGGACGAAUUUUAGGAGAUGAGGGCUUGGGUGAAUGUGGGGGAAGGAGUUUGGAGGGGGGUGUAUAGGUGGAACGGGAGACCUGGUAAGAGGACGACGGGGCAGAAAGAGCAGAGCUACAUGAAGGUGGCAAAAUUGAGCAAGAGGCUGGACAAGGCCACGCCGUAGGGGAGGUACGUGACGGUCUGCAUACCGGAGGUGAGGAACCAUCAUCAGCUGCCUUGCAAGGUCCUCAAUGGGGAUGGUACACCUCGGAAGGUUGAGGAGGGGGAAGUUGGCGAGUUGGAUGAGCUUGUGCAAAGCCUGUACCUCAUCUUGCCGCGGCAGAGAAGACAGAAGCCGUUUAAUCACUUUAUGAAUAACAGGAACGUGACAGUGCUGUAGACAGCGGGUAGGGGAAGAGAGGGCAAUAGAGAUAAAAAUAGCGGUUGUGGUUAACUUGCAGAAGAACGUA